Molecule: messenger RNA, 279 nt
Organism: Kickxella alabastrina
Lineage: Eukaryota; Fungi; Kickxellomycota; Kickxellomycetes; Kickxellales; Kickxellaceae
Exons: 3
Biological process (GO): chromatin remodeling
Cellular component (GO): nuclear chromosome
Source: RefSeq, a predicted model, not a curated record
CUGCGCGACCAGUUCGAGUGGGACCUGGUGACGCCCGAGCAAGUAUCCCGCGUGCUGUGCGCAGAGAAGUGCCUCGGCGGCGAGUUCGAGACGGCCAUCGCACACGCCAUCCGUGAGCAGCUCCACGCCUUUGUCAAGUCCUUCCUGCUGGCCGGAUACGGCCAGCGCGUCAUCCAGAUCGACGACCGCGAGCUGGCGCGCAGCGUCUUGCCGCCCGUGACCAAGGGGGUCAGGGAGAAGGGCAUGGCGACGACGUUUGAGCCGCUGAUUGCGCACUUG